UCCAGCCACGCACACACUGUCAGAGCUGCUGUUUCACCGCAGGGGGUAGGACAGUACAGCGGCCUACGGAUUUUAAACUAAUCCGUGAAAGUCUGCCGUUCCGACUGUGGGCAAAACAGAGAGUGAAGUUCUGCGAGAAGAAGACGAGAGGAAACGACGGUUGUAUAGUCAUUUUGUUAGUGUGUCGCCCCAGGACAGAGAUGAUGGAGACCCAAACUCUGGAUUGCCCUUUGUGCGAUUCUAGUGAUUCACUCGGGAUCGCUACACCUGUGCUGGACCCUGCGCCUGGUUCCACCAAUCAUUCACUGAGAAUCCCCAAGACAGACCCAGGUUCCAAUGCCACAGGCAUUUUGAACAGUACAACUAGUGCGAACAUCACCAUCACACCCGAAUUGAGGACAAAUAAUGUUUCCACAGUAAUCACCAAUGCCAGUGAUGCCACUUCAACAGAAUCUGAAAACAUCACACAUUCGACACUUUCACCUUCUCAGAGCCACCCCACCACACCUGUUCCCACUCAUAACGGCACCACACACAUGAAUCAGACUCCUUCUUUUCUCAGCACAUCAGUCACCCCAACCCCUUUGUCAAAUCACAGUUUAUCACAGCAUCAGAAUAGUUCAGACAAGCCCUUGCAAGCCACAGCACUCCCUGCUAGUUCUGCCCCAACAUCUGAGCCACUGAAGGCUGUAUCUGCCACUGUUACCCCCACCACCACCACCACCACCACCAAGUCCAACGCAUCCAGUACCAGAUCCUCUCAAAACCCCACCACUUCCCAGCUGACAAGAAAUACUUCACAGUCCAACAGACAGUCCACGGCCACCCAGCUGACCAGCCAGGCCAAUGCCCACACCAACAACUCACUGCCACUGAACGGGAAGGACACGACGAUGGACCGAGGCUCUCUUGCAUUAGACCCCCUCCUGGCUGGUCUGGUGUCAGCUUUCAUCAUUGCUGCUGUCAUCAUCACUUUGCUCCUCUUCCUCAAACUGCGCCGAAGAGGCAACAGGCCGGAGUUCCACAGGCUGCAGGAACUACCUAUGGAUGACAUGGAAGACACACCCUUGUCCAUGUACAGCUACUGAUGAAGGCACAAUAGGAUGUUUGGUGUCCAAGUACCCUCGUCCAAUAGAGAAUCAGGUCGGUGUGGUUCUGCACCAAGCAGAAGGAACCCUGGGUAGGUUUCAGCACGUUUCUGGAUUGCUUUAAGUUACCCAGAUUACUGGCAAAAGGAUCUGAUUGAAACUGCAGUGGACAAUGAAGACAACAUCCAUCAUGUUCCCUUUUGGAAUUUUUUUGUCUGUAAUUACAAAUUUUUCAGAAUUUUCAUUCAUUUGUUCAUUACUGUAAACUUCACAUUGUUUGGCCUGUCUGAGGUUGUUGGGGUUGUGUAAUAUAUUUGGAUUUCUGUAGAGUUGAAAAGAGUCGUCAUAAAGCAGAACAUCAUCAGAUAUGAUAGUUCACAACUAUACAAAGGCUGAGCUCCUCCCACUCGGGGCACUGGUUUCAUUUAUUUUUCAGCAGUUAAAAGUCUGGCAGAAAUAAAUGCCGGCAGGCGAGACAAUAGAAAUAAACAAAAUAAACCACCUGAUUAUAGUGUUAACGAGGUUGCACUUUACUUUUUAAGGAGCGGAGAUUAAAAAAAAAGUGUAGGAAAAUAUUUUUGUGUAUUAAAAAAACUUUUGCGUGCAUAGGCAGCACAGCUGGGUGAACGUUUGUAGGUGCGUGUGCAUGUGUGCAAGUAUGAUGUUUUGGAAGCAUGGUAGAUUUUAUUUAAAGUUUUUUUUUUGCUGUGUUGUACUAUACGUCUUGCUGCCUUUUUGCUUGAUUUUGAUAUGUGCAGUGUUUUCUUUGUUUUAAGUCCAGGAGAGAGUGCCUUACACAGUCCAGGGACAGCUUUUAAUGCAUACCGCAUAUAUAUAUUCCACAGAAACUAAUUUCCAGGUUUACCAGUCAUCCCCUCUUCUCAUUUAAACACACACUCAGGGCCAGGUAGCUGCUCUGACUUGCCUGUGUUUGAAGAUUAGCCUCGAGCAUGCUCUCUAUAAGGCGCUCUUUCAUACAAUGACAGUUGCAGACUGAUGUGCGCUAGUGGACUUUCCACACAAUUUUUGCAUUGUCCUGUGUUUUGUAAAUACUACUGAUUUGCAUCAAGCAAAAAAAAAAAACCAAAAAAAAAAACCCAUCCUGGUUCCUGCUUUAGCGUUCAGCAGACACAUAUGAAACAAAAUUCAUGGUGUAAACUGAAAAUACUUUUGAGUUAUCAAGUUCACAAAUUUUCCAUUGAAAAAUGGGUCAUUGCUGUACAUUUUCUCUGCAAAUCUGCAGGAAGAUAUGGGUGGAAAUGUGACAUACAGGACAACUGAAUCACCCACAAUGGCACAAAACACAUGUAACUACUCUUCAUUUAGGACAAAAAAAAACAAACAAAAAACUUGUCUACUGAUACAAGGUAAUUACUGACUUAAAUCAUGCUUAAGAGUCUGAGCUACAGCUGUGUUUGCGGUUAAGCAUUUGUGCCACAGAUAAAAGGAAAAUGGAAGAAAAACUGAGUGUCAGAUUCUCUGCUCUUUGGCAUAAAUUUUACACUUCUAACACACACAUCAAUCCUCCAAAAAGUAACUCCCUGAUUUGGGGUUCGUGUGAGAGUAAUGGUUACUGUUUAACCAUUAAAAAAAAAAAAAAAACUCUAAUUCAGUCAUAAUUUCUAAGUCCUGUAUUGUCCAUUUCUUAUGUGCUAAACGAAUGCCAAGUGCUUUUUCUGAGGCUUUGCUGGCAGAUGUGAAUUAUGUACUGUUGGCAAUUUAUGAUUAAAGGUAUUUUGAAACCA
Molecule: messenger RNA, 2833 nt
Organism: Archocentrus centrarchus (flier cichlid)
Lineage: Eukaryota; Metazoa; Chordata; Actinopteri; Cichliformes; Cichlidae
Product: cell wall integrity and stress response component 4-like
Exons: 5
Coding region: 201-1088 (295 amino acids)
Source: RefSeq, a predicted model, not a curated record